Messenger RNA from Vanrija pseudolonga, 1581 nucleotides. RefSeq lists its product as uncharacterized. The transcript has 5 exons. NCBI's taxonomy places the organism in Eukaryota, Fungi, Basidiomycota, Tremellomycetes, Trichosporonales, Trichosporonaceae. The coding region runs from base 1 to 1581 and encodes 526 amino acids. The record is from RefSeq and is a predicted model, not a curated record.
AUGCUUCCUACGCCCCCGGACACGCCGGGGGUGCAGCGGAGCCUGAGCGACAACGAGCUGUCGUAUUUCCUGCCUUCGCGCGCCGACGGCGUCAACGACAUGUACGUGCACCACAACCUGCGUGCUGCGCCCGACGCGCUCAGCCUCCAGCGGGUACGGUACGCAUGGGCGCUCGGGCUGCACCGGCACCCUCUGCUCGCGUGCGCUGUCGAGCUGCGCGCGUACGACGACGCAGUGUUCGCGCACACGCCGGCCGGGACGCUCGCCGCCGCGCUCGAGACUGGCGACCAGCGGCUCACGUUCUUCGAGGCCGGCGACGGCCCGGGGGAUCUCGUCAACGCAUACCUCAACGGCGUGCGCACGCUCAGCGCCAAGAUGCCCGCGCAGCUCAUCAUCCGCCGGGGCACCGCGCGCGGCACCGACCUGUCGGGCGCUUGGGCCGCCGCGGACGCCGACAGCGACGGACUGGACAACGCAGAGGUCAUGCUCUGCACGACGCACUACGUCGGCGACGGGAUGGCGCUGCAUUCAUUCAUGAACGAGUUCUACGCGCUCGUCGGGGGCCCGCUGAAUAUCGACGAGCUGCAGGCACUCCUCCAGACCGAGGUCGACGCGGCGGCGAGGGCGGGCAGCGCCGCGCUGCCCCCGAGCCUCGAGGACCGUAUCCCCCUGAGCAGAUGGCAGCGCGCCGCGGGCGAGGUCGCCCAGCGGCGUGCCGACGCCCAGCUCCUCGGCGGACAGGUGCUGCCCGGCGUGCGGGGUGCCGCGAGCCACACUGUCGUCCCGACGCGCGUAUACUCGCGCGAGAGGACGGCCAAGGCACUAGCGACGUGCAAGGCGCAUGGGGUGACGAUCGCGCAUGCCGUGUUUGCUUUGUGCGCCGUCGCGUGGGGCAAGUAUGCGAGCAGCAGCAGGACCGAGCCAACGAUGAUCUACUCGGCGCUCAACCUCCGCCCGCUGAUGCACCCGGUGCCAGCGCGCACCUCUGCGUCCUUCUUCCACCUCGCAGUGGGCUACUUCAACGUCGUGCUCCCGAGCCUGCGGCCGCCAGGGCUCUCGCCAGCCGAGGUGGUGUGGCUGCACGCGGGGCAGACCAAGCGCCAGACGGUCGCGGCGGUCAAGUCGCCGCUCGCGGGCGCGACGUUCCGCGCGACUGCGUCGGCGCGCGCCGCGCGCUCGCGCCACUGGGCACGCGUGGACGACGAGGCGGCCAACCCCGGCCUCGGGCUCGGCCUGCGCAUCAAGGACCGGCCCCUGCCUGCGCCGGCUGGCGCGACUCAGCGCGACGACGAGGAGGCCAAGCCGCCCCCGCCCCCCGCGGGCAAGGCCCUCAUGGGCGUCUCGAUGCUCGGUAACCUCGACGGUGUGUACAAACACGACACGUUCCCGAGAACAAGGCUCUACUCGCUUACGACGGGGUCGCGCCAGCGUCCUGGCGGGCUGCUCCUGUUUGCCUACACCUUUGCCGGCAAGCUCUUCCUCUCGCUUGGGUACGACAGGAACGGGUUCAAGCCGGGUGUCAUUGAGGCCUUCUGGGACGACGUGCUGCGGCUCGCCGAAGAGGUCAUCCUGGCAGAGUAG